Molecule: messenger RNA, 1365 nt
Organism: Saccharomyces mikatae IFO 1815
Lineage: Eukaryota; Fungi; Ascomycota; Saccharomycetes; Saccharomycetales; Saccharomycetaceae
Gene: SLD2
Product: Sld2p
Exons: 1
Coding region: 1-1365 (454 amino acids)
Biological process (GO): DNA replication; double-strand break repair via break-induced replication; DNA replication initiation
Cellular component (GO): DNA replication preinitiation complex
Molecular function (GO): DNA replication origin binding; single-stranded DNA binding
Source: RefSeq, a predicted model, not a curated record
AUGUUCUCUUUUGAUCUGGACAAAUUAAAGGUUGAGCUGAAAACAUGGGAACAUGAAUUCAUCGAAAAGAAUAACAGAGAACCCACAAGGGAUGACAUCAAGAGUCUGCGAAACGUUAGGCAGAUGUACAAGCAAUAUUCCCUACUGAAGAAGAAACAAUCAUUGCAAACACAGGAACCUUUUGUUCAUAAAUCAAUUGAAAUCGCUGCUCAUAACAAAAACAACGAUGAAAUGGGUGAAAUAGGUCCUACUCCUCAAGUGCACGGUAAGGCGAUUAGUAUUUUUGAGAUGAAUCUUUCGCCUAUAAAACCUAUAUACAUGGCGUUUACAAAUGACAUAAACAUGAACAAUGAUAGCUCCAAAACAAUCUCCAAUGUAUCUUCUCCAGAAAAGACCAUAUCUGUAAACUCAUCGCCUGCGAAUCGAACACUGGUAGCAGAAUCAAUAUCCAACGUGAAACGCCAGUUAAACUUUCAAAUACCGAAGGUUUCUCUUUCACGCACUCCGAUUUCGUCACCCUGUAAGAAACAAGAUGAACUGCAUGCAGAAAACAAGAAGUUCAGCCCUACGACGAAACCUCUACUAGAAUCCGACAAAUCGUCGAGGUAUUAUGGCCCUAACUCACCACUAAGAUUGGAUGAAGAAAACAUUCAUUUGAAUAUUCCGUUUAAUUCAAAAAUCAAACGUCGGCUCCAAAUGGGAUAUCCAUCUUUACUAAAGACUCCCUCGAAGGAUAAUCAUGUGGAUAUUUCAAAUUCAUUUAGUCCGUCACCCUUAAUUAGAAGACCUUUGACAAAAUCUCUGAUAGAGCUGGCCAAGGAGCAUACUGAAAUCGUGAAAGAAUUCAGUAUAUUGGAGGAAGAAGGGGAUCGAGGUGAAAACGGAGAAGAAGGAAGUGAUGAGGGUUGUAAUGCUGACAAAUGCGAAGAAGAAGAGGAAAGCAAACUGGAGGAUGGGUUGAUUAGGUCAAAAGUUAUGGCCGAUAUAUUUCAAGAGGAUGAAGUUGAGGGCAAUCAAGGUAGGGAAGGCGCUUUUAUAAGGAAACGACCUAAGAGAAGAAAGGUUAUCAGAAGAUCACGAGAAAACGAUUUAGAAGACGAAACCUCGAUUGUUAAGAGAGAUGUUCAUAAGGAACUAAUGAAACUGAAGAAAAGAAAAGUGGCAGAAUUUUUGGGAUCCACUUCACAACUCUCUGAGACUGAAUCUGAAAAUGAUGACGAAGCAACAGGCGGUGUAAUCCCAAAGCAAAAGCCCGCCUCUAAGCGCAAGGGCAGAAAGAAGUACAACCUUGUAAGUAAUAAUUUUAGAAGAUUAAAACUACCUAAGAAAAACCGCUUCUUUAACAGACGCUCAGGACGGAGGUGA